Messenger RNA from Sphaerodactylus townsendi, 3580 nucleotides. RefSeq names its product protein kinase cAMP-activated catalytic subunit alpha (gene PRKACA). Gene Ontology annotation, molecular function: cAMP-dependent protein kinase activity; ATP binding. Gene Ontology annotation, biological process: peptidyl-serine phosphorylation. NCBI's taxonomy places the organism in Eukaryota, Metazoa, Chordata, Lepidosauria, Squamata, Sphaerodactylidae. The record is from RefSeq and is a predicted model, not a curated record. Gene Ontology annotation, cellular component: nucleus; cAMP-dependent protein kinase complex.
UCGCUGUGGCAGCCAAUGGCGUGCCCGAUCGGAGAGGCGCUGCAACAGCUCCUGCUGCCGCCAGGGGAGGGGGGUGGAGGCGACCCCGGGUCUGGCAGGGGAGGGGGGGAUUGGGCCUGGCUGGGCCCAGCCGGAGCCUCCUGCCGCCUGGAGCGACCGAGCGGGGAGAGCGCCCCCUCCCCGCGGGCCCAGCCCACCCGGCCCCGCCUGGCCAUGGGCAACGCGGCCACGGCCAAGAAGGGCGGCGAGAUCGAGAGCGUGAAAGAGUUUCUAGCCAGAGCCAAAGAAGAGUUUCUCAAGAAAUGGGAAAGCCCAUCACAGAACACGUCCACCCUGGAGCACUUCGAGCGAAUGAAGACCCUGGGUACAGGCUCAUUUGGGCGGGUGAUGCUUGUGAAGCACAAGGAUACUGGCAAUUACUUUGCCAUGAAGAUCCUUGACAAGCAAAAAGUUGUCAAACUGAAACAGAUUGAGCACACCCUCAAUGAAAAGCGCAUACUCCAGGCUGUGAACUUCCCAUUCCUUGUCAAGCUAGAGUAUUCUUUCAAGGAUAACUCGAAUCUGUACAUGGUGAUGGAAUACAUUGCAGGUGGUGAGAUGUUCUCCCACCUACGACGGAUUGGCAGGUUCAGUGAACCUCAUGCCCGGUUCUACGCCGCUCAGAUUGUGCUGACUUUUGAGUACUUGCACUCGCUAGAUCUCAUCUACCGAGACUUGAAGCCCGAGAACCUCCUCAUUGACCAGCAGGGCUACAUUGAGGUGACAGAUUUUGGCUUUGCCAAACGAGUGAAAGGUCGAACAUGGACCCUUUGUGGAACUCCGGAAUACUUGGCUCCUGAAAUAAUUCUGAGUAAGGGUUAUAACAAAGCUGUGGACUGGUGGGCCCUGGGUGUCCUAAUCUACGAGAUGGCAGCUGGGUAUCCUCCAUUCUUUGCAGAUCAGCCAAUUCAGAUCUAUGAGAAGAUUGUCUCUGGGAAGGUUCGUUUCCCAUCUCACUUCAGCUCAGACCUGAAGGACCUGUUGCGUAACUUGCUCCAGGUGGACCUCACCAAACGCUUUGGCAACCUGAAAAAUGGAGUCAACGACAUCAAGAACCACAAGUGGUUUUCUACCACCGAUUGGAUUGCCAUCUACCAGCGGAAGGUGGAAGCUCCCUUUAUACCAAAGUGCAAAGGAGCUGGCGAUACAAGUAACUUUGAUGACUACGAGGAGGAGGAGAUCCGGGUGUCCAUCACCGAGAAGUGCGCCAAGGAAUUUGCAGAUUUUUAGGGCCAGCCCCCUUUGCAGGCCACUUGCUUUGUGUGUCCAGGAAAAGGAAGGGCUGGAUUUGAUCAGCCCCAAGGGCCAGAGUUCCUUGCCUAUUUGUUAAUUUUGAGAAGUGGGAGGCUGUUGGGGUUCACCUGGAUCUGUUUGGGCAGAAAAGAGAAAUGGGAAGCUCAUUUUGAAGCUGUGGGAAAGGCAGUAGUCCUGAGUGCUACCUACCUGCCUCCCACCACAGGCUACAAGGUGGCUCCCAGCCACUCUCAGGCAGGUUUUAAACAAAUUCCCUUCCUCCUCACACUGACUUGAGUCCAUACACCAACCCUAAUCAGACAGUCCCUAGUUUAUUGGUGGCUUCAUAUAAUUUUUUUUUAAGGAAAGGGGAUAUUUUGCCAUUUAUCACCAACUAUAAAGGUUUGUUUCAAGGGGCAUUGUAAGAAUUUCAAGGGAAGGAGGGAAGAGGAAGUAAACACAUCCACGUAGCACUUUGGUGUUCAGGCUGGCACUAAGUGGGUUAAUAGCCCAACCUUGUCACAUCCCUGGUGGGGGAUGGCCUUGUCAUUUUAUCAAUAUAAUUUUUCCAGGCUCCUUUUAUUAACUUUAAAGAAAUAGUUGACUGGCUUUAAAAAAAAGUUUUAACAAUCUAGGGAGGGACUUUUAUAUGCUCUGUCCCAGCACAAUUAAAUGAAAUUCAGCAGGAAUUUUAACUCUGUAAAACAACUGAGUUUUAGCAUGAAGGAUUUGUUCUGUUGGAUAGAAACACUUUAUUUCCGAUCUUUGGACCCUGUUUUAGGAAAAGGGGGGACAUAAUCUCACCUGUGAGAGGGGGACAGUGAGCAGUUGACAGGCAGUUCAGGAAUACUAAAAUUGAACUUUCAUCUGAUUUUUGUUCUAAAUGCACUCCCCUCCUCUUCUCCUUCCCCCAUCCCAAAUGCCUUCCAGAUCAGCCCUGCUGCAUCUGGCAUCUCCUGUAGCAUCUGCUUGAAUGGAGAAGACACAAGCAGGAUCUAGUCCAUCCUGUUUGAACAUAACCUACUAUCUAGCUCAUGGCCAUUGUCAGUCCUCAGUUCUGAGUGGGUUCAUCCCCUGUGCUAACAGUCAGGAUGGAGCAAGAUACAUGAAAAGCUUGAGAGCUGUAGGUGAAACGCAAAGGGUGUAUACAAUCCAAUCUGCUCAGCCCAGACAGCAGCCUCUGUUCAGUAAUACAAGGAUCAUCCAGUCUAUUGGUAAAAACUCCAUUACUCCAGUUCUUUGGGGGAGGGGAAGGCUCCGUCCACCUGCUCUGUUUUUUAUGCUCAAAUGACAAGGGGUGAGGGUUGUCCUAGCCUUGGUACAAAGGAGGUUCAGGAACAAAAUGUUGGAAAGACCCAUCUACUCGGGGCAAGCCAGUGCAAUGCUGUCAAGGGUGGUAUCCCAUUGGAAUGAGAAUUGGAAUCUGUUUAGAGUCUUCCUUCUGAGAGACAUGGAUGUGCUGGGAGCUCUGGGUGCUGGGUGGGGUGGGGGUGGGGCGGGGGGGGGGUAACUUGUUUCCUCCAUUGAUUUGUUCUGACUUCUCUGCCUCUCCCUCGUUCCAAGCAAUGCCUCUUUGUGUUCUGUCUUUCACCUAUCCCACCCCAAACACACAUGCUUUCUGUACUCACCAGUUUAGUUUUCUUCUGUUCUUUCCAUGGCUGGGGAGCAGAGCUUCUUUAGAUUGGUAGAUGAAUUAUUUCACGCAUACAGAAGCGCUGUUGGGAGCAGACGAGCUUUGCUUGUCCCUUCUGCUCCUUCCCAUCCUCUUCCCACCAUGAAGCUCAUGAUCCUUUCUGUGUUGGGACGGGGAGAAGGGGAGAUAAAUCCUCACUUGCUCCUUGCCUUGGGAGGAAAAAAGAACACUUCUAUGUAAUCCAACAAAACUUGUUUAAAACAAUCCCUACUUCCUCUUUAAAAGUGUGCUUUGUUGUAAACAUAUUUGAAACUAUUACCAAUAAAGUUUUGUUUAAAAAAAGUUCCCUUCCCUUCCUGCAAAAUGGGCUAAGGUAAGGGUGGGGUGGGGAGAACCCACAGAGCAGUUGGAGUCCAAAACACAUUGGAAUGAGAGAUGCUAAAGAAUUACACUGGAUAACAAGAGAGUGGAUAUAAUUCCCAGAAGGAUGUUGGUCCAGUCCCAUGAUGAUAUUACAUGAUAAACAUUGGCACAGCCUCCCUGGGGUAGGAUAUCUUACCUAACAUUUGCAAAUUGAUGUGUAUAUACCAUGUUGCCUCCCUGUCAACUUCAGGCUUGACAGCCAAUUGAAAGUAUUUUCAUCACUAACCAUUAUUAAAUCCCAAUAUAAACAAG